AUGGACUACUACGCCGAACAGUCGCAGUCAACCACCCCCAAUCUCCAGGAACUGCUGUCGCAGUCGUCUCUGGCCACGGCGUUCACCCACAGCGGCGCCCCCACCCCGCACACGUCGCAGCCGACGCUGGUGCCCACCGUGGCCACCGACCUUCUGGUGGCGCUGGGGCAACCGCCGCAGCCAACGACGCUGGACGCCAUCUCGGCGCUGUUGUUGCCCCAGCGCUCUACGGUGCUGAAGGGCAAGUACCUGCUCACCGACUUCCAAAUCAUGAGAACGUUGGGCACGGGGCUGUUUGGCCGUGUCCACUUGGUAAGACUGGUUCACAACGGUCGCUACUACGCCAUCAAAGUCUUGAAAAAGCAACAAGUGGUGAAAAUGAAGCAGGUCGAACACACGAACGACGAACGCCGCAUGCUCAAGCUUGUUGAACACCCGUUCCUCAUCCGCAUGUGGGGCACGUUCCAGGACUCGCGCAACUUGUUCAUGGUGAUGGACUACAUAGAAGGGGGCGAGCUUUUCUCGCUCUUGCGGAAGCUGCAGCGCUUCCCCAACCCGGUGGCCAAGUUUUAUGCUGCCGAGGUGACGUUGGCAUUGGAGUAUCUCCACAGCCACAACAUCAUUUACCGCGACUUGAAGCCGGAAAACAUUCUUUUGGACCGUAACGGCCACAUCAAAAUCACUGAUUUCGGGUUCGCUAAGGAAGUGAGCACGGUGACGUGGACGUUGUGUGGUACCCCUGACUACAUUGCCCCUGAAGUGAUCACCACUAAACCUUACAAUAAAUCGGUGGACUGGUGGCUGUUGGGGGUGCUUAUCUUUGAAAUGUUGGCUGGGUACACCCCGUUCUACGACUCCACUCCCAUGAAGACUUACGAGAAGAUCUUGUCGGGGAAAGUGCACUACCCGCUGAUCAUGCUGGCGGAUGUUGUCGAUUUGCUUAAGCAGUUGAUCACCGCCGACUUGACCCGUCGUUUAGGAAACUUGUCCAAUGGUCCUGCCGACAUCCGCAACCACCCGUGGUUCGCGGAAGUCGUGUGGGAAAAGUUGUUACUCAAGGAUAUCGAAACUCCGUACGAGCCUCCCAUCACCGCUGGCGUCGGUGACUCGUCGUUGUUCGACCACUACCCCGAAGAGCAAUUGGAUUACGGCAUCCAGGGCGAGGACCCUUACGCCGACGUUUUUAAGGAUUUCUAG
This is a messenger RNA of Diutina rugosa, 1197 nucleotides long. RefSeq names its product cAMP-dependent protein kinase catalytic subunit (gene TPK2). Gene Ontology annotation, cellular component: nucleus; cAMP-dependent protein kinase complex. The coding region runs from base 1 to 1197 and encodes 398 amino acids. The record is from RefSeq and is a predicted model, not a curated record. NCBI's taxonomy places the organism in Eukaryota, Fungi, Ascomycota, Pichiomycetes, Serinales, Debaryomycetaceae. Gene Ontology annotation, molecular function: ATP binding; cAMP-dependent protein kinase activity. Gene Ontology annotation, biological process: peptidyl-serine phosphorylation. The transcript has a single exon.